This is a messenger RNA of Cantharellus anzutake, 1554 nucleotides long. RefSeq lists its product as uncharacterized. The record is from RefSeq and is a predicted model, not a curated record. Lineage: Eukaryota; Fungi; Basidiomycota; Agaricomycetes; Cantharellales; Hydnaceae. Bases 179 to 1387 code for a protein of 402 amino acids. The transcript has 9 exons.
ACCAAGAGAUUUUCAUUACGGGCACGAUUUGCGAUUCGGGUGGCGGCUGAAUGUUGUCGCAAGGGGACACCGUAUCGUUGAAUAGUGCUUCUUCAAUCUGGUACUUCGCGUUCUUUACCUGAUCAACUAAUGGAGCGUCUAAAUUCGCUUGGAGCAAGCAUAUAAACUACCCUACCUGAUGUCUCUCGAAGGCAUAAACGACUUCCCACCGCCCCCCCUCAUGGCUGUCAACGCUCUCGGGUACGACGUAACUAAGGAUCUCCGCACAGCGGAUGAGGAUCGUGUUUCCUCUGGGAGUUCUAUCACCUCAAGCUAUGAUGACGUCGAAGAAAAGGGUGUUGACGUGGUCAAUGGACCACCUCCCAAUCUCCCAGCCUUCUUGACCCCAGCGUAUAAUGCCCUGAAGGCGAUGCAAAGGUUCCUUGGCUUCCACAAGGCGUACAAUAUCCCUCUCUGGAUCAUCUUUGGCGGUGCCAUGACGGCUUUCUGCAUUUCAAGGAUGCCUUACUACAACAAGACAUUCAUGCUCGAUCAUAUUGGCUUACAAAACUGGUAUUGGUUCCAUCAACAACCAUACCGCUUUGGGCUCUAUUUUCAUCUUGCUACUGCACUACCGGGUGGUGUUCUAGUACCGUUGCAGUUCGUCCCAGCCAUCCGCUACAAGAACAUCAUGAUUCAUCGAAUCAUCGGUUAUUACUGCAUUUUCAUGAUCGUUCUCGCCUGCGCUGGGGGGUUCACGCUUGCCCGACGUGUUCUCAGCGGAGAUCCGGCUGGUGAUAUGCAUACCAUUAUACUCGGAGCGACUCCUCUGUUUGAACUUCUGAUGGCCUGGAUUAACAUCAAAAGACUUCAAAUCGACGAACACAGAAAAUGGAUGUUAAGGGCUUGGUGUACUAUGGGAGCUAUCGUUUCAACGCGAUUGAUAUUCCAAGUGGCACCCAAAUACAUCGAUAAAGUGGGGACCUACUCAAUUACGUACUCGUGUGAUAACGUCCUAUUUGAUGCUGGAGGAAACUCAACCCUACUCGGCGAACUCUUCCCAGCUUGCCUCACCGCGCCCGAUCUCAAAACAUUUUUCGUCGCUGUUCCUGCAAAUUCCAGAACGGGCGGUAUCCUCGGUUAUGUCGCUACGCUUCGAUUGUCCUAUACACUUUGCAACUGGCUCAAAUUAACCGAAAACCUCAUUGCGGCCGGUUUCAUUUCUGUUAGGGCGGAAGUGUAUAUUCACCUCACAGCCGCCGAAUCGGAGCGCCUCCGGAUCGUGUCUUACCACAAACAGCUUGAAAGAGGUUUCAAACAUCCUGGAAGUGCCGGCAUCACGGCCGAUCGUAUCGGAGAUGCUCAUUGGACACCGCCCGUUGUUGGAGCUCUCCCGAACCGGGUAUAGGAACCGGCCGUGCCGAUGCCAACCGCCAGCCAGAAUCGGUGAUUCUACUUUUGAGGCCCAAGAAUUGUAUUUUUUUUGAUUAAUCGUCUUGCUUUUGAAAAUGUUCCAGCUUGCGUCACUGUAGAAAUAUUGUACCCACUGAGAAAAAGUAAUUCCAUCAUUUAUCA